AACCAUAUUUACAUAUUAUAUAGCUGGUUUGUGGCCGUGUUCCUACAGGAUAUACAGCUGUGUUGCAAUGGCCCGAUCACAAGCCCAGGACGUCAUUCGAUGUCAAUACUGUGAGGACGAGCCCGCUGUCUUCCACUGUGUUCCGUGUGGAGAUGAACUCUGUCUUCCAUCUUAAAAGUAAAGUUCCCUCCGGACACAACAUCGUCCGUCUGUCUGAGAGACUUCAUCCAAUUAAUCAGAUUAAAAUGUGUGAGGUCCACCCAUCUAAAGCGUACGAGGCUUGCUGUGAAGAUUGUCAAGUCCCGGUGUGUAUAUCGUGCAUUCAGGAAGUUCACGGAAAACACGCUAUCGGUAAAUUACAGGAUCUUUACGAAAAACAAAAGGCUGAAACCGAGUAUGAAUUGUCUAAACUGAAGGGACAAUAUAAGUCUGAGAUUAUUCAAAGAAUAAAGGAUUUCAAAAAUGGAGAGAGGGAAAUAAAGACCAGCCAUAAAGAUAUCAGAGAGAAGAUGAACAAACAAGCUCAGGAUUUUAUAGAUCAUAUCAGCGCCAUUUUGAAAAAAGCCUUGGAUGAAUCCACAAAAGACGAGAGAGAGAAGUUAUUGGAAAUAUCUAAAUAUACAGCAGAGGCAGAAAGUUUCGAACAAAACUUGGAUCAAAUGAUUGAGAAAUUUGAAACUCUUACAGAAUCAAGUCAUCCCGCUGUCCUUUUAUUGUACCGAAAACAAAAUCCUGACAUAUUUAAGAGAUUAAAAUUUCCAGACAAAAUAAAUCUCACUAUGCCUUCAUUUACAAUCGGUCAGCUCAGCAAAUCUCAAAAUGAGCACCAGUUUGGUAAAUUCAUCAGUGGUGUUAUAAGCCAUUUUAAAUCAAGCGAUGAUAGUUUAAAAGUUAAAGAUCUGUCUGGGUCUACAAGCGUAAAACCGUCUAUCAAAAAAGUAUCAAGACGUGCAAUACAAAUAAGCAAAACAAAAUCCCAAAAGAGAACAUUAUAUCACGUAAGUUGUCGUGAUGACAGAACAGCGUACAUCAGUGGUGGUGGUUGUGGGAUACUACUGAUAGACAGGUCAGGGACAGAGCUGGAUAACAUCAGUACAGACGGACAACCAUCUGGUCUGGCUGUGAUGAAGGACGGAAGUCUGAUUUACUCUGACUAUGACAAUAAAUGGAUCUAUAAAGUGUCACUCAACAAAGAGAAAACAAAACUUAUAAACACUGAGUAUGGUCCUAGAGGUCUGUGUUGUACCAGGUCAGGUGAUAUCCUGGUCUGUAUGGGUGUUUUAUAUACAGCGAGAGUAGUCAAGUACAGCAGCAGUGGGAGGAUGAUCCAGGAAUUCAGGACAGAUCAGAACGGGGAGAGACUUUUUAUUAAUCCAUGGGGUGUCUGUGAGAAUGUCAACGAGGAUAUCUGUGUUUCUGAUUUCAACAGUAAAGUGGUCGUCCUGACCAAGUCUGGAAAUCUUCGGUUUAAGUAUGACGGGAAAGUCCUUAAACAGACGUUAAAAAAAGAAUUCGCUCCGCGUGGUGUGGCUACCGACAGUCUGGGUCACAUCCUUAUCGCAGACAAAGACAAUAACGUCGUACACCUGAUCAGCCAAGACGCGGACUUCCUGUCUUACAUCCUGACAGAGAAUGAUGGGAUAUCACGGCCGUACGGAAUCUCUGUGGACAGGCACGACAACCUGUGGAUGGUAGAAUGUGAAAACGCCUGUGUUAAAGUGUAUCAGUAUCUGUCAUAACUUUGAACACUCCUUUUCAACCUUUACAAAUGUAUUUAUUUACCUUACAAAAUAACUCAUCAUUAAAAUGAUACAGUUUUCCUUAUAAUUAUUUUUCAGUAAAUAGAAACAAAUAUGUUAUUUUAAUGGUUAUUUUAAUAUAGAUUUUCAAAAGAAUAUAAGUAUAUGUACAUGUAUUUUAAGCAGAAUUGUUCAUUAACAAUGAUAUGUGACUUUGGAAAAUGUCGUGACUAUUUAUUUCAACAAAAUUUGCAUUUUUAUCUCACAUAAAUUAUAGUGUAAUA
This is a messenger RNA of Saccostrea cuccullata (small rock oyster), 2023 nucleotides long. RefSeq names its product E3 ubiquitin-protein ligase TRIM71-like. The transcript is spliced from 2 exons. Lineage: Eukaryota; Metazoa; Mollusca; Bivalvia; Ostreida; Ostreidae. The record is from RefSeq and is a predicted model, not a curated record. Gene Ontology annotation, molecular function: translation repressor activity; zinc ion binding; protein binding. Gene Ontology annotation, biological process: proteasome-mediated ubiquitin-dependent protein catabolic process; negative regulation of translation; protein polyubiquitination. Bases 153 to 1739 code for a protein of 528 amino acids.